This is a messenger RNA of Penicillium subrubescens, 819 nucleotides long. RefSeq names its product enoyl-CoA hydratase/isomerase family protein (gene sidH). Gene Ontology annotation, cellular component: mitochondrion. The transcript has 2 exons. Bases 1 to 819 code for a protein of 272 amino acids. Gene Ontology annotation, molecular function: enoyl-CoA hydratase activity. The record is from RefSeq and is a predicted model, not a curated record. Gene Ontology annotation, biological process: fatty acid beta-oxidation. Lineage: Eukaryota; Fungi; Ascomycota; Eurotiomycetes; Eurotiales; Aspergillaceae.
AUGUCUUUGCGUUCAAGGCCAUCGCAGUAUCAGCACUUUAAUGUAACUUUCCCCCACGAGCGUGUGGUGCAAGUCACAUUGAACAGACCUGAUAAGUUGAACUCCAUUACUCAAGCCACCAGCCGAGAGAUUCAGGAGAUCUGGGAGCUAUUCGACCAAGAUGAGAGCUUAUGGGCUGGCAUCAUAACGGGAUCUGGAAGGGCCUUUUGUACCGGCGCUGAUCUUCACGAAUGGAACGAGAUGAACAGGUCCGGGGUGGUCAAUAAAAUGACAGCUCCAGGCCUGGCUGGACUACCCCGAAGGAGCGGCAAGAAGCCAAUCAUUGCAGCUGUCAAUGGCAUCUGCAUGGGCGGCGGUUUCGAGAUGGUCGCAAAUUGUGAUCUCGUCAUAGCUUCCUCGUCCGCAAUUUUUGCUCUACCCGAAGUGAAGCGAGGUAUCGUCGCGGUCGCGGGUUGUCUACCACGAUUGACCCGAACCCUGGGGUUACAGCGUACGAUGGAUCUCGCGCUCACGGGGAGAAGUGUCAGCGCAAAGACUCUCUACGACUGGGGCCUGAUCUCUCGACUAGUGGAGUCAGGCGACGACGUUGCUCAGGCUGCGCUCGCACUCGCGCAAGAAAUGUGUGCCAACAGUCCUGAUGCGUUGAUUGUCGGUCGACAAGGAAUUCGACUGAGCUGGGAAUCAGGAAAUGUGGAGGAGGCAGUGACAACUCUGGAGAAUGAUUGGUACCCUCAAUUAAUGGCUGGCCAUAACUUCGGCGAAGGUAUACAGGCAUUCGUGGAGAAGCGACCGCCAAAGUGGGUGAACUCGAAGCUAUAG